This is a messenger RNA of Rotaria sp. Silwood1, 255 nucleotides long. NCBI's taxonomy places the organism in Eukaryota, Metazoa, Rotifera, Eurotatoria, Philodinida, Philodinidae. The record is from the annotation of a GenBank genome assembly.
AUGAAAGAUUAUGUACGCAAAGGUAAUACAGUUUUUCGAAUGAGCGAUGUACAUGAUCUUGCUGCUGAAUUUAUUGCUGGUUAUGAUUACAAUGCUUCUUCCAAGGCAAUUGCACAUACACGAAAAAUUGAGAAUCAAUUUAGAACUGUUGAUCAGUUUGUUGAAAACUAUAUCGAACCCAAUUUAACAGAUCCUGUUUCGAAUGAUGAAUCGAAUGUCUCCUCGGAAGAUGAUGAAGAAAAUAGUGAUGGAUGA